Mesocricetus auratus (golden hamster) is the source of this 2121-nucleotide messenger RNA. RefSeq names its product leucine rich repeat containing 74A (gene Lrrc74a). The transcript is spliced from 16 exons. Gene Ontology annotation, molecular function: protein binding. NCBI's taxonomy places the organism in Eukaryota, Metazoa, Chordata, Mammalia, Rodentia, Cricetidae. The coding region runs from base 297 to 1727 and encodes 476 amino acids. The record is from RefSeq and is a predicted model, not a curated record.
UGGGCAUCCUUUUUGACCAGGGUCUGGGGGAAUAGAGCUCUACCAUUGCCUCCGAUGAGUCCCAAAUCUAGCUACCUCCCCCAGACAGAGUUGGAGGCAAAUCCAUACAUGCCGGAUUCCCACCAAAGCUGGCUCUCCUCCAAGCUUGCUGGGAUGAAAAAAUAGCUUCAGGUCCCCUUGGGAUCCGCCCUGGAGAGGGCAGUGCACAUAGUUUGAAACAGAGUUGAAUGAGCAGGUGUGCAUCAUAGGGAAGCAGCCACCAGGGGACAAGAAGCCCCCAAGAGAGUCCUGGCAGCAUGGACGAUGAUUAUGAUGAGCCUCUUGAGUCUGAGAACAAAGAUGAGACUGAAACUGCGUUAGCACAUCAGGACAGCGAUGACACCCUCUACUGCGAAGCCGAAGCCACUCCAAGUGUUGAGAAAGAGAAAACCACCCGGGAGGAUUCAGAAACCGACUUGGAAAUUGAAGACCCAGAGAAAUUCUUCACCAUUGGACAGAUGGAGCUGUACCUGGAGGCCUGCAAACUGGUGGGCGUAGUGCCCACCUCCUACUUCAUCCGGAACAUGGAGGAGUCCUACGUGAACCUCAACCAUCAUGGCCUGGGCCCCAAGGGUACCAAGGCCAUUGCUAUAACCCUGGUGUCCAACACGACGAUCCUCAAACUGGAGCUGGAAGACAACUGCAUCAUGGAGGAGGGAGUCUUGAGUCUGAUGGAGAUGCUGCAUGAGAACUACUACCUGCAGGAGCUGAACAUGUCUAACAAUAACCUUGGUUUGGAGGGAGCCAGGAUCAUCUCGGACUUCCUCCAAGAAAACAACUCUUCACUAUGGAAACUGAAACUUUCAGGAAACAACUUCAAAGAGGAAGCUGCUGCCCUUUUAUGCCAAGCCCUGUCGUCCAAUUACCGAAUUAAGUCACUGAACCUCAGUCACAACCAAUUCUCUGAUGUAGGAGGGGAGUACCUGGGACAGAUGCUAGCCCUCAAUGUAGGGCUCCAGUCGCUGAACCUGAGCUGGAAUCACUUCCACUUUCGGGCAGCUGUGGCCCUGUGUAACGGUCUCCGGUGCUGUUCCUCUCCCCUGGAGUCUAACGUGACCCUGAAGAAAUUGGAUGUCUCCAUGAAUGGCUUUGGGAAUGAAGGAGCUCUGGCCCUGGGGGAUACCCUCAAACUCAACAGCUGUCUGGUCUACAUAGAUGUCAGUAGAAAUGGCAUCACCAACGAGGGAGCCUCCAGAAUCAGCAAGGGACUAGAAUACAAUGAGAGCCUCCAAGUGCUGAAGCUUUUCCUGAACCCUAUGAGUAUGGAGGGGGCAGUUUUUCUUAUCCUGUCCAUCAAGAGAAACCCCAAAUCCAAGAUGGAGGAGCUCGACAUCUCUAACGUUCUGGUAACAGAGCAGUUUGUAAGAGUCCUGGAUGGGGUCUGUGCCAUCCACCCUCAGUUGGACGUGAUAUACAAGGGAUUGCAGGGUCUCUCCAGCAAGAAAACCAUCUCUCUGUGUACCAAUCCCAUGAAACUGAUCCAGAACUAUACAGACCAACAGAAGAUCUCAGUCUUGGAGUUCUUCAAGAGCUUGAAUCCAACGGGAUCAAUGACAAUGUCUGUGGGGGACUUCCGGAAAGCCAUGGUACAGCAAAACAAGGUCCCCAUCAACCGGUACCAGGUCAGGGAGCUCCUAAAGAAGUUGGAUGAGAAGAAGGGUGUGGUGGACUUCAGCUCACUUGCAUAGCAAGACUUGAGCAAGACAGUGGGACCUGUGCCUGAGGACCUCCAGCCCACAUGACAAAGCGACAAUGUUCAGGCCUCAAAGCGUCUCUCACUGAACAUGGAGCUCACUGAUUGGCUAGAGGGACUGGCCGGUGAGCUUCCUACCCCAGCCCUAGCACUAGGACACCAUCACACAGACUUUUAGCAUUCCCCCUUAUUCUCUUACCCUUCACAACAGUUUUCCGGAAGUCACAACAGCCAAUCAGGUCUGGAGAGAAGCUCCAACAAGAGAAGUUGUGGUGUCUAUGAGGAGAUUCAAUCAAAGGUCAGAUGCAUAGAUGCCGUGAUCAGAGCUAAGUGCGAGCAAAUAAAAUCUGGCUUGGUCUGGGCGCCUCUGUGCUGCUCAUGGUGGUUCU